GAACGAGCCUACUCUGCACCUCUCUCUCUUCGUGGCUUGGUCACUAUAUCACUUUUACUGGGACUCCAUCAGGACUCGUUCACCAUUUCACUCCACUCAGCCCACCUUCAACUCAUCCGCUCGGAGUGAUUACAACGCGUCUUUGAAGCUCAAACUUCAAUGCCAGCAAUAUGGAUCGUAAUGCUCCGUCAGACGUGGAAAUCCUGGAUAUGGCGCGAGAUGUCCUGUUGUUUUUGACACCUUUGGAUCCUCCUGUUGCCGUUGCAGGACAAUCUCGCGACAACAUUGUAUUGCAGUUUUCGAGCUCAGAGGACGAUAACAGUGAUGAGGACGAAUUCUUGCGUCUAAUGUCUGGCAUCACCCGAAAGGACAAUGGGAAAGGGAGUGCCCGCGACAUUAUCCACCACGAUUCUACAGUGAAGAGCGAACCACUCCAUAUUAUGGACAAAUAUAAACCGGACCGCAAUAUGUUUGAGCAUAAAUCGAACAACGUAACCAUUAAACGUGAAUCAGAUCUAGUUUCGGUGAAGCGAGAGAUCCACCGCCCUUUGAUUGAGCGCGAAACGAACAACGUCAGGAUUGAGCAGGAACCAGCCCUAGUGGCGGUGAAGCAGGAAACCCACCACCGUUUAGUUGAACAUGAAGCAAACAGCGUCAGGAUUGAACAGACGUCAGACCUGAUGGUGGUGAAGCAAGAAACCUACCGUCCUUUGAUUGAGUACGAAAUGAACAACGUCAGGAUUGAGCAGGAACCAAACCUAGUGGUAGUGAAGCAGGAAACCCGCCGUCAUUUAGUUGAACAUGAAACAAACAGCGUCAGGAUUGAGCAAGCGCCAGACCUGGCAACGGUGAAACGCGGGACACACAGCAUUAUGACCACGCAUGUACCAUCCCUUCAACCUUGCAGGAACCCGCUCGCGAUCGGUGACGAGGAUUAUCACAGGGAGGCUCGGACGUUCGGAAUUACGAGAAUACCAGACACAAUAGUACAGACAGUCGAGCCCGGUCCUUCGACUUUGCCUACGAACCUGGAGACUUCAUUCGAGGGGAAUGAAGACGAAGAAUCUGUUGUUAUCGAUCUCCACUCCACACCUACACGGAAAAGCAGGAGGGAUGCAGACAAAUUCCAACUCGUAUCGCCCAUUCACAACGACGCUUUUCAGGACUGGGAUUUUGAGCUCAUAUCUUUGCCAGCGCAAGGUCACAGAUCUCCGACAGUCAUUCUUUCAUCUCCUGGGGCACCAUUUACGAACCAUGGGGUCUCAUCUCCUUCCAUGCCAAGUUGUCUUCGUUCCUAUACCAACAAUCCUUUCGAUGCAAAGGCACCAUCGCCUACAGACGAUCUGUACAGGAGAUAUUCGCCAGAUUUUGACGAGCGCGAGGCAUCACCAACACCAUGGCCAUCAAAAAAAGUUCUCCCUCCACCUUCAUCCCCACCAACGACGCUCUCGCAUCGAUCUCGCAAGGGCUCACCCAUGGCAAGAGACUUGCUACCUAGGUCGACCAGAAAAGAAGACGAAGGAUCUACUUUAUGGAACCCCGAUGAGGGAUGGCGUGCUGGCACAAUGACAACUAGCGCGUUUAGUAUGGAGGCAUUUGAGGAUGACCGUUGGGACCAUCUGGUUGAUACGAGCUUGAGUCCGCCGAGAAUGGCCCAGGAAGAACUGAACGACAGCGACGGCGAACUCAUGAGUGAUGUGUUUUCUGCGAGUUGGAAGGCAAAAGGACAAAAGCAGACAGGAUUAUCGAGAACCAGUUCAACCAAGGACUUGGGAUCUCUUCCUUCAGCCAUCUCAAGUCGGAAAGGAAAGAAUAGAGCUACGUCUGCAUCCACGGACCUGCUGGAUUGGAACGACGAUUUGGGUUCAACAUGGUCAUCUACAGCGGGAGAUCGAGGCAUGGGAGAGUCGCUUUCAUUGGAAGAGGAGAUAGUCGGACGAGCAAAGCAGAGGCAGAAGAGGGCAAGGCCACCGAGCGAUGUUGAUGACGAUGGUCUGGACAAAGAUGGGGCUGCCUCAGAGAUCCAACGCAAAAAGGCAGAAAAGGAGAAGCAGAAACAGGCCAAGGAGGCUGAAAGGCAGGCCAAGGAGGCUGAAAGGCAGGCCAAGGAGGCUGAAAGACAGGCUAAGGAGGCUGAGAAACAGGCCAAGAAAGCUGCCCGCGAACAGGAGCAGCAAAAGAAGCGAGAACAAAAGGAACAGGAACGUUUGCUGAAAGAGGAGGAGAGGCAGGCUGAGAAGAAGGCUCUGCGCGAGUUGCGGAUUGCGAACAGGCUUACCACAAAAUCGGAAGGCGCUAAAGAGAUGAUUGUGUGCAUCGAGGAGUCAUUCUACAAUUCAGACUUUGGUCUCACGGUGCAGGCCUAUCUCGCUGCGAUUGAAUGUAAGGUCAACGUUCUCGCAGUAGCUGGGGCGGAGGUCUCGCGCAGUAAUCGCAGCCAGGUCAUCGAUGCGUCCAUUACAUGCGACCCAUGUCCCAUUCCAAAUAUCGCGUUCUGGUACCGCAUAGUCAACCAUCGAUACGACGAAGAUCAGGGCCACUUCAUACCUGUUGCGGAGCAGGAAGUCGAGCUGGAAGCGUUUACGCUCAUCUACAUGACCGCAAGUCAUUUUACAGAGCUGAUGGACGAAGGACGUCUUAGAGGUCACCUUGCCAUUAUCAAGCGGGACUUAAGGAUGAGAAAGAACAAGGAGCGACUAAAGAUGGCUGGCAAGCUGCACCACCAGACGAUGCAGCUCAGAGAGGACCAUGGGCAGCAACAGCGUAUUAUCUUUCUGGUCGUGGGAAUGGAGAGCUUUUUCCGCAGCCGAAGGACAGCAACAAAUAGGCAGUUUAAACAGGCGGUUCGUGCUAUCGGCUCUGAAUCUGGCCGGAAUUCGGCACCGUCUAGAAAUGCAACAGAAAUUGAACACGAGCGCAAUGAACGGGAACGCAUUGAGCAAGAGAUGCUAUGGCUUCAACUUGAUCAGCAUUGCCUCGUUAUUCACACCGACGACGACGAAGAAGCGGCUAAUACAAUUGCCAGUCUAACUGAGCAAAUCGGACUACGACCAUACAGCAAUGCACGCAAGACAGGAUUGAAUGUCUGCGUCGAGGGCAUCAGGUCUGGCGCAGACCCGAAGGACACCUGGAUCAAAAGUCUGCAAGAGAUCCACAUGAUUACGAACAUCAUUGCAAAGUCAAUCGCAGAGGAAUACCCGUCCCUCAAGAGCCUCUAUGAGGGAUAUCGACAGUGCACAACCCCUUAUCAGGCCCAGCUGAUGCUGGAGGGAAUCCCGGUUAUUGGCAGACGAUCUACCCUGGGCAAAGUCAUUUCGAGGAGAGUGUACGACGUAUUUAUGAGCACGGAUCCGGAAAAGCCUGUUUCUUGACUCCAGGCGCGAGUAGAGCUUGGAUAGCGCUUCAGGACUUUUAGCUACUUUUCAAUAAAGUCAUUAACAACUGAAGCAACUGCGGUAACUGAAGCAAUUGGAGCGAUACCACCUCCGAGCUUCGA
Molecule: messenger RNA, 3496 nt
Organism: Gamsiella multidivaricata
Lineage: Eukaryota; Fungi; Mortierellomycota; Mortierellomycetes; Mortierellales; Mortierellaceae
Exons: 4
Coding region: 171-3371 (1066 amino acids)
Biological process (GO): mitotic intra-S DNA damage checkpoint signaling; double-strand break repair; resolution of meiotic recombination intermediates
Cellular component (GO): Holliday junction resolvase complex; nucleus
Molecular function (GO): DNA binding; nuclease activity
Source: RefSeq, a predicted model, not a curated record